Molecule: messenger RNA, 1445 nt
Organism: Moneuplotes crassus
Lineage: Eukaryota; Ciliophora; Spirotrichea; Euplotida; Euplotidae
Source: the annotation of a GenBank genome assembly
CUGAUAUUAAAAAGAAGAUGAAUAGUCAGUUAUCUUCCAACAAUACAUCCGCAAGAGAAAGAGCUGCUACUUUUGGAGGCCAACAAGAGGAAAAUUUCGCUCAAAAUCCUGCUGAUGGAGGUACAGCAUCCCAAAAUUUUGAGGCAUAUCUUUCAAAAUAUGAGUACUUACGGCUGAAUUAUGAAAAUGAAGGAAUUUCACAAAGCUCACUACUACUAUUAAGAAGAUUGUCAAAAAGUUUCCAUGAUAAUGACCCUAGUUUGUCUAAUUUGCCCAUUCUAAAAGAGAUGGUAAACGUUUGCAAAAAGUUGAUGCUAAAUGACUUCGAAAUACUCAUCUGGGCGAUCUAUCUCAAGGAAACAGUUCUGAACAGGAAUGAUGUUAUUGAUUACCUCAGCACAAGUGCUAUGUUUGUAAAAUAAGGAUCUAAAUGAAAAUGAUGUAUUUAAAAUUUUUGAAACUUUCUUUGCACAUAAUCAUUAUGAUGCUUAUGCAAAGUAUGCAUCAAGUAGCAAACCUCAAGUGACACUAACUUUGAAAAGAAUCAAUUAUUAUAACAUGACACUUCUCGCUCCCUUUGACGAUGGGAGAGAUAAAGAGGUACAAGAUUUUAAUUACGAAGUUGAUGCCUUGGAAGACGAGCAUGUGAGGAGGGAAGUUCAUACAACAAAAGUUGUAGUCGAUGAUAAGAAUAAUGAUGAUAAUAAAGGUGGCCAGCAAGAUGGUAGUUAUACAGAAACUUCUGGGAAGGGUAAUAAGAGAGUCAGGAAAGCGAGGACUAAAGCACAAGAUAUUGUAAAGGUGACCCCGCAACCAAUCCAGCAGGUAACGACACAGUCUCCUCAAAAUAUACCCAAAAAUUUUAUUAAAGAGAAAAGAGAGGCAAAGAAAUCUUUUGAUUUUCUGAAUGAAGAUGACAAGAGUGACCAAGCUAAUGAAUCUCCUUUUGCAUCUAUCCCAAAGUUUCCUUCCUUGAUGAGUAAAAUGAGGGAGCUACCAACUACUAAUACUCCAGUUGCUGAGAAGAAAGGACAACUUUUAUUCAGCGAAAUAGGAGCAAGUGUGAAAAAGCCUGAUGAAAAAUCUGCUGAUUCCCUCUAUCCUUUUGGUAACAACUCAACCAAUGCUGCUCCUACUAUAACAGCUCCUUUCAAUAAUAGACCAAAGCCAUCGAUAGAAUCACUUGGAGGUGGGUAUGGUGCCUUUGAUCAUAUUGAUGACCAGAUUGGCUUUGCCAGCAGAGAAUUUAUGCAGGACAAGUCCCAGGAAUUCAAAAGUUAUAUGAAUUCCUCUUUUAAGACCAAUUUCAACCCUUUUGCUAGUGGGGAGUUUGGUAGAAGCAUGGAACCAAAUGAUGUAUCCAACGGCUUACAUCAUCCAGCUCCUAAAUACCACAAAUAAUCUCCUAAGCAGAGACAUAUGUUUUUAUUCUUUUGUUUUUCGUA